ACACCACACACUCACACUCUCUCUCUAUAUCCAUUUUUCAUCAACAAAAUCCCCAAAAACCUCUCAAAAUAAAGUUAAAAAAUUCCUCUCAAAUCAAUCAUCAAAUGAAAAUCUCUCCUCUGUUCUUCUUCUUCUGAAUUCAAUUCAACCAACAAUUUCAAUUCAAUUUCAAUCCCCUCAUCCCAUGGAUAAUUACGCUUACAAUUCCUAUGCUGAAUCCGGCGACUCUUCCCCUCGUUCCCGUGAGAUCGAUUUCGAAAACCCUCCUCCCUGGGACGAUGCUCAGCUCCAGAACCAGAACUACAAGGUCAAGUUCAUGUGCAGCUAUGGCGGUAAGAUCCAUCCUCGUCCUCAUGAUAACCUUCUCUCUUACGUCGGUGGCGAGACUAAGAUCUUCGCUGUCGAUCGCUCUAUUAAGUUCGCUUCUAUGAUUGCUAAGCUUUCUUCGCUUUGUGAUACUGAUGUUACCUUCAAGUAUCAGCUUCCCGGUGAGGAUCUUGAUGCUUUGAUUUCUGUUACUAAUGAUGAUGAUCUUGAGCAUAUGAUGCACGAGUACGAUCGUCUCUAUCGUGCUCCUGGAAGGCCGGCUCGGAUGCGGCUUUUUCUAUUUCCGGCUAAUCAGAGCCCUAGCUUUGGCUCUGAUGGAGGUAGGUCGGAUCGGGAUCGAUUUGUCGAGGUUUUGAGUUCUGGUUCUGGUCAUGGAGGUGGUGAUGCGCCUAAGCAAUCUGUUCCCAAUAAGGUGGAUUUUCUGUUUGGUUUGGAUAAAAGUGGAAUCGCGCCUCCUCCACCGCCGCCUGUGGCGAUGAAAUUGCACGAUCCGUUACCUGAGCCCGUUGCUCAGCCGAUUGAACCUGUUGCUAGACCUGUUCCGGGAGAUCGGAUCGCUGUAGCAGAUCCUGGGGUUCAUCCGGCUGAGAUUCAGCGUCAAUUGCAGGAAUUACAGAGGUUGCAUAUUAAUGAACAGGAGCAAGCCGCGGUGUAUCGAAGGAAAUCUGAAGAGAAUAAUAAUCUUAUUGGAGGCUACGGCGGCGAUUUCUACGCGCAGAAGGCAAUGGAGAAGACUCCUCAGCCGAACGCGCCGCCAGCCCUGCAGCCACCGGCUGGAUACUGGCAGGAGAAGCAGGUUUCUAGUGGAGGUUUUCCGGCGACGGUAACGGCCACACCCGUUGGACCGGACCAACCGCCGGUCUACAUGAUCCACCAUCCCGGUGCUGUUUAUCACUCGCCUCAACAUCCGAUGGUGAGACCGGUUACUGCUCCGCCGCCCAAUCAAGGCUACUACACUGUACAGCGUAUGGCCUCAGAUAUGUACCGUGAGCAACCGGUCUAUAACGUUGUACAACCUCCACAACAGCCGUAUCCGGCCACUUCAUCGCCGUCUCUGCCGCAACAACCUCCAAAGGUCGCCGCCUAUCCCGGCGGCGGUAUGACUCUGGCGGCCGACUCAGGGCCGCCUUACACACAGGUGGCGUACGACAGCGCCACCGGGAGACAAGUAUACUACACGCAGGCGGAGGCCGCCCGUGUUAGCAUCACAACUCCACCGCCGCCUUACCAGGGGUGUCGGCGCGGUGAGCGGCGAUAUUAGAACAGGAGCAGUGGGCCAGGAUGGGAAGCUGAUUGCAAAGAUUUCACAAGGCUCAGUUUGAAUAACGACAUCAGCAUGUGGUAUAAAAUUUUGAGUUUUUUUUUUUUUUUUUUUUUUUUCAUUUUUCUUUAUAAUAUGAAUACUGAAUAUUUAAUUACGUGCUUAUGGUCUGAUAAUGCUUUUUUUUCUUGAUCUGUGAUAAAAAAAAAAGAUAAUUAGCAUAUUAUGUUUAUGUUAUCAUGUGUUAAUCAUCCAUCCAUCUGGGGUCUGUAUACAACGUUCUAGAGGUGAUAAACCCAUUUUCAUUUUCACUUCUAA
This is a messenger RNA of Benincasa hispida (wax gourd), 1906 nucleotides long. Its product is annotated as Octicosapeptide/Phox/Bem1p family protein. NCBI's taxonomy places the organism in Eukaryota, Viridiplantae, Streptophyta, Magnoliopsida, Cucurbitales, Cucurbitaceae. Gene Ontology annotation, molecular function: protein binding. The record is from RefSeq and is a predicted model, not a curated record.